Molecule: messenger RNA, 754 nt
Organism: Cucumis sativus (cucumber)
Lineage: Eukaryota; Viridiplantae; Streptophyta; Magnoliopsida; Cucurbitales; Cucurbitaceae
Product: ferredoxin, leaf L-A
Exons: 1
Coding region: 109-549 (146 amino acids)
Biological process (GO): electron transport chain
Cellular component (GO): chloroplast
Molecular function (GO): 2 iron, 2 sulfur cluster binding; electron transfer activity
Source: RefSeq, a predicted model, not a curated record
ACGUUAUAGCCACACGACCCAAAAAUCCUCUUUAAAAAACCCUCUCCACUCUCUCAAUUCCAUUUCAUCUCAUCUCAUCUCCAAUCCAACACAAGAACAAUAAGAAAAAUGAGCAGCACCACUGCAAUCACCUCCCCAUUUCCGGCCACCUCCUUCAUCCGUCGGAAUCCUACCGGUGGAGUGAGUUUCAAGCCAUUUCCCAACAUGGGUGAGUCUCUGUACGGGCUGAAACACCGCGGCGGACGACUGGCGAUGAAGGCAUACAAGGUGAAACUCAUAACCCCAGAUGGAGAGAAAACGGUUGAAUGUGAUGCUGAUCUUUACAUUUUGGAUGCGGCUGAGGAAAGUGGGCUUGAUCUUCCUUACUCUUGCAGAGCUGGGGCUUGUUCUUCAUGCGUUGGGAAAGUGGUAUCAGGGAAAUUGGAUCAAUCUGAUCAGAGUUUUCUUGAUGAUGAGCAAGUGGCUGAAGGUUGGGUUUUAACUUGUGUUGCUAGGCCUGAGUCUGAUCUUGUAAUUGAGACUCACAAGGAGGAUUCCUUUGCUGGUUAAAACAGAGGAACAAGAAGGGAUUAAACUUAUUUUUUCUUUUUAUCUUUUCUAUCUUUGUUGAUGAGAGUAAGCAUAAUGGACAUUGUUUUCUUAGCUUGAUGAUGAUGAUGAUGAUGAUGAUGAUAUCUCUCUUUUAAAGUGUUUGUUGAAAAUUGUAUUGUUCAUUACUGGUUUAAGUUUAUUUACAACUCGGGUUUUGUUUAUC